Molecule: messenger RNA, 1984 nt
Organism: Toxotes jaculatrix (banded archerfish)
Lineage: Eukaryota; Metazoa; Chordata; Actinopteri; Toxotidae
Gene: snai1a
Product: snail family zinc finger 1a
Exons: 3
Coding region: 186-965 (259 amino acids)
Biological process (GO): regulation of DNA-templated transcription
Molecular function (GO): DNA-binding transcription factor activity, RNA polymerase II-specific; RNA polymerase II cis-regulatory region sequence-specific DNA binding
Source: RefSeq, a predicted model, not a curated record
ACACACACACACACACACACUUGUUUGCGAACUCAAACUUGCGGACCAUAGGAGGAUAUAUCUCUGUUUCCGACGGAUCCGAGGACCACAGUUUGAUUUGCUUCUUUUUUUUUUCUUCGGUGAAACUUUGCGUCGUGACCACAGGAUACUUUUUACGCACAGUUAUUUAAGUCUCAAAAAGGACGAUGCCUCGAUCUUUCCUGGUCAAAAAGUACUUCGCUAAACAAAAGCCAAACUACAGUGAACUGGAAUGUCAGAAUGACACUUCAUUGGAGAGGUAUCCUCUUGCUGAGCUCACAUCAGGAGACAACACCUCUACUGCCACCUGCUUCACAACAGGCCUGGUGUGGGACCUCAGUGUCCUGCCCGCCCUCUACCUGCCCACCUCCCAAGCAGAGCCCUCUGCCACCACAGGCCCCCUAGACCUCAGCUCCCCGUCCAGCCUCAGUAGCAGUGCCAGCAGCAGUGGAGAGGAGGAUGAAGGACGCACAUCAGACCCCCCCAGUCCCGAACCCGUACACACGUAUGCCCCUCGCCAGCGGAUGAAAUGCACUGGCGUUAUGACCCAUGUCAGUCCCCCGGAGGAGGAGGAGGAGAGAGAGGCCCCCGCCACAGCAGCCAGGCCAGCCUUCCUCUGCAAACACUGCCCCAAAGAGUACACCAGCCUGGGGGCUCUGAAGAUGCACAUCCGCUCACACACCCUGCCCUGUGUGUGCACCACCUGUGGAAAGGCUUUCUCCAGGCCCUGGCUGCUGCGUGGCCACAUCCGCACACACACAGGUGAGCGUCCCUUCUCCUGCCCCCACUGCAACCGGGCCUUCGCUGACCGCUCCAACCUGCGGGCUCAUCUGCAGACCCACGCCGAAGUGAAAAAAUACCAGUGUGGCGUCUGCUCUCGCACCUUCAGCCGCAUGUCGUUGCUGCAGAAACACAGCUCCUCAGGGUGCUGCUCCACCUCGGUGUGAGACUUAAUGGAGAGAGACAGAGGGACCUGCUCAGAGCUCAGGUCAGUGGAGGGCUAGUGGACACAGUGAUGGGGUCUACAUACGCCCAGCUGGCCUGUUGAUGACCUAUAAGGCCACAAAGAGCGUGAAAUGGCCUGUUUUGAGAGACCUGGAAGGGAUCAAGCCUCAUUAUGGCUCUGACUUCUAUGCCUCUUAACUUCUCUGUUCCAUUAAAAAAAACAGCUGAGGAGCAGAUUUUUUCUUCCACUCUAGACUGAAGUCUUGAGGCUGGACCAAAUCUGAGCAAUGCCGACACUCACUUGAUAUCAGCCCCUUUGUUGCUAUUGUGCCCAUUCCAAAGACCAAAUAUGUAGUGAACUCAUAGGGGUAAGAGGUGUUCUUUCCUGUCUCUGUCCUGGUGCCGGCCAACUCAGGAUCAUGGCCUAGACACAGCUGCUGAGAGGUAGGGGUGCGUGGGUGGAAUAAAUCUCUCAGCAUGCCUCAAACACAUACACACGCACACACACACACACACACACACACACACAAAAGCAAAUGCACACACAGCUGUCCCUGGUACUGUGGUGUAGAUAGACGAGGUGCUAACAGGUGCUACAGCCAUGACCUUCGCCGGUUGAUAGCAGGUGACUUCCACUGCCCUUGGUUUGCUUAAGAAAAAAGAGGAAGCAUGUCAUCACAAAAGAAUGGCAUCAGUUAGUCUUUUUCACCAGUGGGGAUCCUUUAAAGCCUCUAUUUUGACUACAUCCAAACCUCCUCUUUAAUCUGAUGGGUUUCAGAGAUAGGAAAAGCCGUUGUGUCUGUUAUUUUCCAAAGAAGCUUCACUUUGCAGCUCCCCUGCAACGUGGAUGACAAUGUAAGCCAUGCACUCAAGGUUACCGCAGUGUUAAUAAUACCAGCCAAAGCCAUAUUUUGUAACUUAAAGUGAGUGAGUUUGUGCCUUGAAACUGUGUUACUUUUGAAACCAAAAAUGUGCCUUUCUUUUUUUUUUUUUUUUUUACCUCAGUAUUUGUGGCUUUAGA